UUUGGCUCGAGUCAUUUUUUUGGCAGCGUCCCAAAGGUACACUGCGGAAUUUUCCCGCCAUGGGCGCCACUGGCAGCCUGCAAGAUCAGGAUGCGUGCCUGGAUGGCAAGCACGGCAACGACAUCUCGAUCGAGUCGAAGCAAAAACCGUGCGGACAGAUUCGCGGCCAGGUGUUGGUGCCCGAGGAGGCGUGGCGGACGUAUCAGGAUAACUUCGUGGUCCAGAUGCAUGGCCUGCCCGGUUGCGGCUUCUGGCAAGGCAUUCGGUCCAGGGGUGAUUUUGAAGACCUACGCCAUGGUUUGGAGGAAGAAAAGGACUGGACAGCGUCAGCGGCCUUUGCCCAGCCGCUGGAGUAUGUGAACCUGCAGCCUUGGAAGUGGACGUGCUAUAUGCGGGACACGCGAUCUUGCUUGCAGACCUGGCUGGACGAAGUCCUCACAUCGGAUUUGUGCGGCAGCGACUCCUUCCGGGAGUUCCUGUUCCGUCAACCUCCCGCCACUUCCGGGGACGCGGCGCAGACGGUGCUGGCUCUGCCGAUCAUGGGCCACAUCCUCAGCUUCCUUGAGCAACCGUCGGAUGUGGCCAGCCUCUCGUCCUUGACGUCCAAGUCGCUGAACUACAGCGGGACCACGCUGUGCAACCGGCAAUGGGAGCGCAUGUAUGCGGAGAGAUGGCGUGCGUUCCACGAGGCGCAGGUGUACCAUUCAGAGCUGAGCCGUCAACCGGUUGAUUGGAAAUCAAUGUAUCAGCAUACCGAUGCGGGAAGGCACGAAGCACUCCUGGAGGUAUAUGACAGAGAAAAGAAGCUCGGAUUUGCCAUGUCCUGCAUGCUGGCCAAGGUCAUAUGGGACUCGCGCACCAAUUCCUACAUCGCCAGCUACGUCAGUGCAAGCCAGGUGCUGCCCGAGCGGAUCUCCUACCUCGAGACCUACCGCCUGCGCUUCUGCCCGCCCUCGGUGCGCCGGCAGCUACGCCCGGAGCUGCGCCCGCCGCAGGCGCCGGACGUGUAUGGGUACCGCGUGCUGGCAGGAGUUCCGGAUGUGAAGGCUGGACAGGGCGUGGAGCUCCAGUGGAAGAUGCAGCAGGGCAGUCCUUUCGGCUGGUGGUUCGGCAUCGUGGAGUCCCUGGAGAGGGAUAAGGCUGGACGUGCCAGGCUCACCAUGACCUUCGAGCACUUCCCCUCGAGCUCCCGCUGGCGCCGGCUGCAGAUCGUCAUCGGGGACGGCAGCACGCGGCAGUGCGCCAUCGGUGGUUGGCACGGGGGCGUCCGCGCGGUCACGCACUGCGAGCAGAAGGAGUGGGCAAAGUUCUUCCCCAAGGAGCCGGUCUUUUUCUGAUUGAGCAUAAGUUUGCAACGCAGUGCCCAGCUUGAGGACAGGAGCGCGAGCUGCAGUGUAGCGUAGCGGUAGAGUGGCCGAACUUUCCUUUUUGGAGGAUUGUUGGGUGGUGUUCGCCGUUGCGCGCAUGCGCUCACGCUUGUGCCGCAAAAGUAUUUUACUUCUCGGUCAUGCCGGCGAUUCACGUGUUGACAUGCUGACUUGUUCGUCAUUUGUUUAUUUGGGCUUUGACCAUACCCUUAUGGAAACGCAUGGCGAACUCGCCAUGCAUGGUUUUCCGCAAGGCCUUGGGGCCAACUAGCCAGACACCAUUUGAGCAGUUUGAGAUCCUUUGAAGCUGCCGCUUGUACACAGGCUUCCGUACAGAAGAGAGGCACACAGGAGGCUUGGGCCUUGCA
This is a messenger RNA of Effrenium voratum, 1735 nucleotides long. The record is from the annotation of a GenBank genome assembly. Lineage: Eukaryota; Dinophyceae; Suessiales; Symbiodiniaceae.